Punctularia strigosozonata HHB-11173 SS5 is the source of this 1158-nucleotide messenger RNA. RefSeq lists its product as uncharacterized. The record is from RefSeq and is a predicted model, not a curated record. NCBI's taxonomy places the organism in Eukaryota, Fungi, Basidiomycota, Agaricomycetes, Corticiales, Punctulariaceae. The transcript is spliced from 3 exons. The coding region runs from base 1 to 1158 and encodes 385 amino acids.
AUGAACUGGCCCGGUGAUGUUCUCACACCCGCUGCUUGGGCCUUUCCUCUGCGUUACCAUGAUCCGCAUACUCUACUCAACGGUGGAGCCCACGACCAUCCUUUAGGCACCGGUAAUUUGAGCACACUCGAACAAUUCAUUAUCAACAGGAACGCUGGAAACCUGGAAUGGGCUAACUUCACGAGCUGCAUACCGCUUCAACAAGUCCCGCAGAGCACGAAAGCCAAGAGUCACACAAUAGUUCAGGGCGGCUCUUCCCCCUUAGCUCUCGAGCGUAUCCUCCAAUGCAUGGAUAUGAAUCGGCGAUUUGCGGCGUACGCAGGGUCGGAUCCUAAUGCCGCUAACGACAACCUCAACACCACGUAUCAGCGGAUCUCACAGAAUGGCUACCGGCUCCCUUCGCCUAUGGAUUACCUGGAUGCCGCCGCCGGUGUGGCGUCUUGGUUCAGCCUUCAUAUAUCUCGCAGGAAGCAGGACCCCGCGAUCCCCAUUGGAUCUGAGCCUGCAUCUCAAGAUGAAUUCGUGAAGCAAAUUAUCGGCGCCGUGGAUUGGCUGCUGCAGAUGCGUUAUGCGCCGACUCACAAUCCCAAUGACUUCACGCACCUCGACGUUCCCGGUGCAGAGAAGGUCACACUUCGUGAGGGAGCGGGAACUGCGCACUAUCCCCGAUGGGGCCGUAGUGUGCAGUUGAAGAAUGCCGACGAGAAAGCAGGACAGCCCGAUUUUGUUUUGUUCUCUGGGAUUCUGCCAAGACAGCAUGUCGCCGUAGCCGAGAUCAAAACUUUCUGGUCCAACACUACGGACUCGUUGGAGCGCAUAUUCUGUGACGGGGGUCAUCUGUACCUCGGGAAUCAAACUGGGGUUUUCAACUGGCUGUGGCGUGAAAUGCUAUCGCACGCAUCCUACUUCGCACUGUGGACGAACGGAGAAGUCGUGAUCUUCUGCGUCAGGUCUGGAGAUCACGAGAUCACCUUUUCGGAACCGCUUUCGUGGCGUCACCACAGUGUGAUCCAGACUGUGACCGGGUUCUCUAUGCUGGCAUUGGAUGUCGCACUCAUGGAUCCCCAAGGAAGGCAGACCUUCAUCGAUCAUCUGGUGAACGGAAAGAAUGCAAACUGGGGGUGGGAUCCGAGACGCACGGAUUUGAACACAAUCUGA